Messenger RNA from Entamoeba dispar SAW760, 585 nucleotides. Its product is annotated as small GTPase rabd, putative. Gene Ontology annotation, molecular function: GTP binding; GTPase activity. NCBI's taxonomy places the organism in Eukaryota, Evosea, Mastigamoebida, Endamoebidae. The transcript has a single exon. The record is from RefSeq and is a predicted model, not a curated record. The coding region runs from base 1 to 585 and encodes 194 amino acids.
AUGAAACUUAUUAUGAUUGGGGAGUCAUCAGUUGGAAAGACGUGUUGUAUGAAUAGAUUUGUGAGUGAUCAGUUUAGUGAAGUAACAAAGUCAACAGUUGGAGUAGGAAUGGUUUCAAAAGAAAUUGAGGUUAAUGGAAUCAAAGUUAAACUUCAAAUCUGGGACACUGCUGGACAAGAAAGAUUUGCUACACUAAGUAGUAAUUACUUCAGAAAUGCUAUGGGAGGAGUUAUUAUGUUUGAUGUUAGUAAUAGGCAAUCAUUUGAAAAUAUUUCCAAUUGGAUUGAUGCAUGUAACAAAAUUGAAGAAAAAAGGGUUCUAGUGUUAGCUGGAAAUAAAGUUGAUUUAAGUGAACGUGUUAUUACUAAAGAGGAAGGAGAGGCACGAGCCAAAGAAUUUGGGUUGAAGUAUUUUGAAGUAUCUGCUAAAACAGGGGCUGGAAUAAAUGAGAUGUUUGAGACGUUAACAAAAGAAAUUGUCACUUUACCAAAAGUUGAAGCACAAAAUAACAAUGAAGAAGUUUCUAUUAACUUGGCAUCAGUUGAUAAAGAAACCUCAAAGAAAGGUAAAGGAGGGUGUUGCUAA